UUUAUACUAAAAAAAAAUAAAGAUCUCCGAUUAUAUAUAAAUUACAGAAGAUUUAAUAAAAUUUUAAUUAAAAAUUACUAUUUUUUAUUUUUAAUUUUAGAAAUUUUAAAUAAAAUUAUAGAAGCUAAAUAUUUCUUUAAACUAGAUAUUUAA
Molecule: messenger RNA, 153 nt
Organism: Aspergillus brunneoviolaceus CBS 621.78
Lineage: Eukaryota; Fungi; Ascomycota; Eurotiomycetes; Eurotiales; Aspergillaceae
Exons: 1
Source: RefSeq, a predicted model, not a curated record